UAGAGGUGGAGGCAGGGUGAUGUGACAGAUGUUUAUCUUUGUUCGAGGUUGUACGUGGCAUGGUGUAAAGUUGGUUUAAGUAUUAGUAUUACGAAUAUUUCUUAUUAAAAUGUCAUCACCUGAAUCAAGUAGUGAAUUAAAAGGAGGGCAUCCUCCUGCAGUAAAAGCUGGAGGAAUGAGAAUUACUCAACACAAAGUUCCUUCUCAUGAAAAACCAGUAGAAGUUAAAAAAACAGAAGGAGAGGAGGAGGAAGAAGAAGUUGUAACUCCUAGCCCACCAAAGCAGCAGUUAGUUAUUUCUGGCGUGCCUGCUCGGGGAGACGCAGACUUUCCCACAGAGGCUGUUCAAGCAUUCCAUAAUAAGCCUAUACCCUCACAUGAUUACAGGUCGUCUGGAGGGAAGCCAAAUAUUAUCCAUCAACCAAGGAAGUAGAUUAAUUUCAUGGUAUAUGCCAUUGUUAUUCCAUUUUGUUACAAAUAAAUGAAAUUAUUUCCAUGAAUUGGCUGCUUUAAAUGCUGUUAUAUUUUCUUGAUUAUGGGAAACACUUUUGUUAUAUAUUUGUAAAAUAUGUUGCAAAGAUAAUUUUGCAAUUGUAUUUUUUGCAAAAUAAAAUUUUCAAAGAAAA
Molecule: messenger RNA, 626 nt
Organism: Uloborus diversus
Lineage: Eukaryota; Metazoa; Arthropoda; Arachnida; Araneae; Uloboridae
Product: death-associated protein 1-like
Exons: 4
Coding region: 110-433 (107 amino acids)
Biological process (GO): apoptotic signaling pathway; negative regulation of autophagy; cellular response to amino acid starvation
Molecular function (GO): death domain binding
Source: RefSeq, a predicted model, not a curated record